AGUAAAGCCAAGUAGUAACGAUUUUCGUCGCUGCAGAUCUAGCUAUUUCGGCACUGAAUGCACUUCAGUACCAGAGCGCAAGACAGCGACACUCUUCAGAGAUAGAAAUACUUAGAUUAUGUCAUUUUUCAUGACAGAAUAGUACUUAGUAAAGUUCUUUUCAGUCUUUCUCGCGUAAAAAGAAGAGGCCGCUCGGGAGCCCGACGCUCGUUCAACAACUGCGAUACUAGUGCGAACACGACAUCGAUCUGAGUUCAGCUACACAACAGCACGAAAAAUCAUGACGUUUCGUCGCAGCGCCACGACUUUUGCCACCCUGAGCCGCCGGCUCUCAACCUCCUCCUCUCGAGGUGGAGCGACAUCCGGUUUGGCUGCAGCAGUAGCCGGACGUGCAACUGCCGGGAGUUUGCAUUCGCUUGCAAAGAACGUGGCAGUGGGGAGGUCCUUUCAGGCGACCUCGGCGGGACUUUCUCUCUUAUCCAAAAACGACAUCACGACUACACCAGCAGCCGUCCAGCAACGGUGCUUUUCCGCCGCCGCUUCCGGGAAAACGGAAGAGACGCUGCUCGACGCGGUGAGCAAACAUCUGAAGGACCGAAUCGAGGACGUGAAAAAGGAGAUGGAGGAAACCAACGCCGUAUGAAUUGCAAUAGCAUCGCACUUUAGUAGUAGAAAUCGCAUGACAAAUUUCCGCAGCAUAAGAAAUGAAAUUUGUAAUGCGUUCUUAAUAGCUUCAGAGAAGAAUUUUUGUCAUGCGUGAUUGCGAUCACCCUACGAGUGCGAUGCUUUGGCAAUGCAUACGUUCCGAAGGAGAAGCUCGCGGCGCAGUUGGAAUCUUUGCAGAAGCCCGUCACGAUCAGCACGACGUGGGAUGCCCUCGGGUUUGACGAGUUCGACCGGGUGGAAGUGUUGCUAGAGGUGGAAGAGGCGUAUGGAUUGCAAAUAUGUGACGGUCUGGAAAGUUGCAACUUGUGCUGCAGUCUUUGGACUCGAAAAAAAUCUGUAUUGCAUGACCACCAAGAGGAGACCAGUUUGUGCUACGCGGAGAGGGCCGCGUUUGUCAUGCGGAAUGGGCAGCAGAAAGCCCGAAAAAAAUCUGUGAUGCUCGGUCAUGCACAUUACAGGCAUCAUGGGUCACGGAAGACCUGCAUGGUAAAGUCUUGCAUUUCUCCAGAACGCCACACAUGUUUGCAGUGGAUAAAGCGUUUGGGGUCACGAUUCCGGACGAGGAGGCGGACGCGAUCGGGUCGGUGAAAGAGACACUGGACUGGCUGGAAAAAAUAUCCUGAGAAAAAAGUGUUACAGUUACACAUUGUGUUGCAGGCCAAGCAAGACAGACGAGCUCUGUGAUGCCGGAUGUGCAUAGGAGCCUCCUUUCAUAGCUGUUUUCCCGUAGGAUUUCUGCAUCGCAAGUUUUCUCUCUCAUGCAGAGAAAUUUGUGUUGCUGAAUUGACAACAAAUGUGUAACUGUAACACUUUUUUCGUGCGAUAAAAAAACUUGGAAACCAAAGAAUGAGCAACUUUAUUCAUUCUACUCGUGGAGCAGCGCUCAUCUAGAAGCUACUUUGAAUAAAUAAGUCCGCGAAAAUCAUGUAGAGUUCGUUUAUUUAUUGUACCAGGCGACUGACUUUGAAGAGUUCUUCAUGAAAAAGACCACCUGUAGUUCUUACAAGGUAAAGGUUGCCCCUACCACUUACAGCGACGAUGUGCUGGUUUCCUCGGAAAACUAUAAAUCUGCACUUCGCACGAAACCAUUUUCCUUGUUGCGCCGUAGCAAAAAUUCUGGUCUUGUGGUCGUGUGAGGGCCACUUAUGUGAUGUUGUUAACCAGCAGGAAUUCAUAAUAAUCUGACUUUCAUUGUUCCACUCACAGCGACUGUCAGUCCGUUAUCGCCAGUGGGAAAUGUGGUCUUCAUCUUCUGUAUCAUGUGAAGAUGCUUCGGUUCACAUAAGAUAGAUGCCGCCUGUGCUUUUACCCCGCAUGAUCCCCGAGUGGCUGUUUCGUAAAAUCAUUUGAGUGCCGGCCGGUGCCUUCUGAAUUAUUCGAAGAAUUUGCCUAUACGAAAAGAUCAGUGUUCGCAAGACAUCCUUGUGACGAUCCUAUUCAAAGAAACAGUACUGCGCGUUGACC
Molecule: messenger RNA, 2130 nt
Organism: Amoebophrya sp. A120
Lineage: Eukaryota; Dinophyceae; Syndiniales; Amoebophryaceae
Source: the annotation of a GenBank genome assembly